GAAAUGCAGAAGUCCUUGUUCAGUAUGGUUGAAAUGUCAACAUAAAUACCGCUGCUUGUCUUUUCACAACAUAGCCACCAUUCGUGGGUGCGUCACUCUUUUACUUUAUCUUCACUUACUCGUCCUCAGGAAGGACAACCUUUACAUUACUCUUCAACAUGUACUCUCUGCUCCCCCUCUUACUUUCUUUGCCGCUUGCCUCUGCGUUUUGGCAGCCAGAGUCCGGGACGCGUUGGCAAAUCGUCCUCUCCCAACCGCUCACAGUGAAUUCCAACCCCGUCGUGCCUGAUGUGCCUGUCUAUGACAUUGACAUGUUCAUCAACUCCGCGGAGACCAUAGGCAAACUUCAUGAGCAGGGCAAGAAGGUCAUCUGCUACUUCAGUGCUGGCACAUUCGAACCAUACGUGCCAGAUGCAGCUGAUUUCAACCCUGAAGAUAUGGGUGAUAUUCUGGAUGACUGGCCAGAUGAGAGGUGGUUAAACGUUGGCAGUAGCAACGUGAGGGAUAUCAUGGUGAAGCGCAUUGUCAUCGCCAAGGAGAAAGGGUGUGAUGCGAUCGACCCGGAUAACAUGGAUGGCUAUGAGGCCGAUGGUGGUGGUAUUGGCCUCAAGAAGAAAGAUUCGAUCGAUUACUUCAAGUUCCUGGCGACCGAGGCUGCGAAGCUAGACUUGAGCAUCGGACUCAAGAACUCCAUAGGCAUGAUUGACGAUGUCCUCCCCUCCGCUCAAUUCGCCGUCAAUGAGCAGUGCUCCGAGUGGGACGAAUGCGGCGAUUACUCUCCCUUCGUCGAUGCCAAGAAGCCAGUUUUCCAUAUCGAAUAUCCCAACGAGAGCUCAAGUAGAGCGUCGGGGCGCAGUUCUGGAUUGACUUGCGAUGGGGAAGGUCUCAGCACAGUCUUGAAAAAUAUGGACUUGGAUGGCUGGGUACAGUACUGUGAUGGCUAUGGGACAAUCACAUCUUGAAUGACGUGUUCAUAAGCAUUGCUUGUUAAAUAUGGUUUAGAUCAUGCUUUUGUCGCGUCUGGUGUCUCUGGUCAGCAUGGGCUGUGCGUUGAUACACAUAGAGUGCUCAGGAAGCAACUCGAAUGUUUUGUAUAUGAAUAUAUUCUUUC
This is a messenger RNA of Eremomyces bilateralis CBS 781.70, 1111 nucleotides long. RefSeq lists its product as uncharacterized. NCBI's taxonomy places the organism in Eukaryota, Fungi, Ascomycota, Dothideomycetes, Eremomycetales, Eremomycetaceae. The transcript is spliced from 2 exons. The record is from RefSeq and is a predicted model, not a curated record. Bases 159 to 962 code for a protein of 267 amino acids.